AUGAAAUUGAGAUUUGGCGCGUAUUGGAUGGAAAUGGUGUGCGGGAUAGAAUGGGGACACAAUCGAGAAAUCGAUGCGGAAGGAGAUGGGAAUGUUGGAUAUCGGACUUCAAAAAAGUAUAUGCUAACGAAAUGCUGCCUGAAUAGGUUCUCGCCGUUGAUCUUCUCAACCCAACCCCUGCUGCGGAGGCUCGCAAGCACAAGCUCAAGGUACGCAUUACCGCCUAAGAUUUCCGAAUGGCUUCAUAGCAAUUCUGAACUUCAUAAUAAUUCUUCUGCCCCCCUCCAGAACCUUGUCCCAGCCCCAAGAUCUUUCUUCAUGGAUGUCAAGUGCCCCGGUUGCUUCACCAUCACCACCGUCUUCUCUCACGCACAAACCGUCGUUAUCUGCGCCGGCUGCUCGACCGUUCUCUGCCAGCCAACUGGAGGAAAGGCACGAUUGACCGAGGGAUGCUCAUUCCGAAGAAAGUAGACGUAUUUCGUCUGUUUGCUUUCUUUGCCUCGUUCUGGUUAUGCAUUCACGUCAUCGACAUGAGAGGUUAGAUUCUUCUUUUGCGCGCAAUCACAUUUGAGGGAUAGAAGAUGGACCGCUACCAAAAAUCCUACCUAGCACAAAAAUUUCAGGGCGUUUGGGAUCAUCCGGAUAUCUUGCAUCAAAUUCUUUCCUUUUUCGUACUGUAUCCCGGAGGAGUGAUGGAGGAUUUUCUCGAUCGAUAUCCGAAUCACAUAACUUGCAUUAUGGGAAAGGCGGAGGGCGGUACUCCAUAUCAGUGUUUAGAGGCAGUCUGUCUACUCGUGGACCUAAUCUUUGAUGCGAGGACGUGGUGGUGCUCUUGUUCGAGGAUUGCUACAUACCCAUUUGCUGUGUGGUUGGGCUUUGUGCACUUACGACAAUAAGAUCUUCACACAACAUUUUCGUUGGUUUCUUUUCUAUUGAAAAUGUGACGUUUGUACGAAUACAUGAGGUUUGGGGCAAGUUAGAGCAAAAGUUUGGUUGUUUUUCCGCAAAAUGGCUCAGAGUACAAAAUGAUGAUGAUUUUCAAAUACCCUUAUAUCAUGAUUUGGAGUAUCCACCUCAUAAGCACAAGCAAAAGUGUUGAUAUUAACUUUUACCAUCCCAUCCCAGUGUAACACGCAACUUUGCAUGCAGCGUACCCGCCACCGUGUGAAUUUCUGACCUCAAGAUUGGUG
This is a messenger RNA of Hymenoscyphus albidus, 1190 nucleotides long. The record is from the annotation of a GenBank genome assembly. NCBI's taxonomy places the organism in Eukaryota, Fungi, Ascomycota, Leotiomycetes, Helotiales, Helotiaceae.